Molecule: messenger RNA, 538 nt
Organism: Geodia barretti
Lineage: Eukaryota; Metazoa; Porifera; Demospongiae; Tetractinellida; Geodiidae
Source: the annotation of a GenBank genome assembly
ACGGUGCGCAUGUGUGAUGAACUCCUCAGUCGGUGAGGGUGGGUGUGUCUGUGUUAGUUUAAGAACUAUAGGUUAUUGUGUGUAGCGUAGCUCAUGUGUAUGUGUUGUCGUGGUUAUGUAGUGAGGGUCACCCCUUAUGUUUAGUUGUGCAAUCACCUUACCCACCUUACCGGUUGAUUCUGUAUGUAGAACUGGUCAGUCCAGUUUUAGGCUAGUUGUAUACAAGGUAGCUGCGACUGGGUGUUAGUGUGUUCUCUCUCUAUGAUCUAAUUACUAGUAUUAUAUGUGGUAUUGCGAGUUGGCCAGUGAGGGCCCGAGGCGGGUUCGUGACAGCAUGGUGUUGGCUUCCAAUGCAGCUGAUACCAGCCUCGAGGAUAUGGCGCAGCUCGCCGACAGAAUAAUUGUCCACAGUGCAGCACUUUCAUCUGUGUCUCCAGCUCAAGACGAGGUAAAAGCACUCCGGACCGAGAUUGACAGACAGAAGGAGCUGGUAACUUCUCUCGUCUCUCGGCCUCGUUCAUGUCAACCUUCGCCAUCU